GGUUGUGAUAAGCUCGAGUACCAUUGGUCCUGCGACUUCACCACAUCAAUUCAUCAUCUCGAGCUCCGCUGACUGUCCAAGCUACACAUUACGUAGCUCACACGACGUAGUCGAAACCCCUCAAUGGCUCCUCCUCCGCCUUCCAACCUCCCGCUGGGCCAGCGCCUAGCUGCCCUCGCGCAAACCCUUCAGUUCGCGUGGUUCGCCGGCCAUGUCACCCUUCUGCUGGCUGCGCUGAGAUACGCACUGUCCUAUAUUACUUUCAACUACAACUCUAAAUGGGCAGCCUUCUCGUACCGUACAGGCUUCAUCUCGGCAUGUGUCACAUACGGCAUUGUCGUUUACAAGGCGUACCGCGCCCGCAUGAGGGCUGGCAAGCAGGGCGGCGUUAUGGCGCUGGCUACUGACGAGAACGUCCAGUACCUGAUCAUGGCUCUUGUCUGGCUCUUCAUGCGCCAGAUCCCUUUGGCUCUGCUGCCCUUCACAGUGUACUCCGUCUUCCACGUUGCUACCUACGUGCGCAACAACCUGAUCCCCACCAUCAAGCCUCAGCCUGCUGCCGCACCCGGCGCUAAGCCCCAGGCUUCGGCUUUCGCUGAGACCAUUGGCAAGUUCGUCAAGGAGUACUAUGAUGCCAGCAUGACUCUGGUCGCUCUCCUCGAGAUUGCUCUCUGGUUCCGUGUUCUUGGUUCCGCUCUCAUCUUCCAGAAGGGCUCUUGGAUUCUGCUUGCUGUCUACACCGUCUUCUUCCGUGCCCGCGUCGCGCAGAGCAGCUUCGUCCAGGACGCCAUCAACCAGGUCACCGCCCGCAUUGACGCUCAGCUCGCCAACCAGAGCACUCCCCCUGCCGCUCGCCAGGGCUGGGGAACCGUCAAGAACAUUAUCCGCCAGGCUGCUGAUGCGACCGACAUCCGCAGAUACGUCGGCGCCCAGCCCGGUGCUCCCAAGAAGGCCCAGUAAACGCAUCCAAAUGCGUGCGACAAAACCCUGCCUUCGAUUCGCGGCGCUCUGCGUGUGCUGGAGGUCCGAGGUAU
Molecule: messenger RNA, 1034 nt
Organism: Boeremia exigua
Lineage: Eukaryota; Fungi; Ascomycota; Dothideomycetes; Pleosporales; Didymellaceae
Exons: 2
Coding region: 124-960 (278 amino acids)
Biological process (GO): membrane organization; endoplasmic reticulum tubular network organization
Cellular component (GO): endoplasmic reticulum; membrane
Source: RefSeq, a predicted model, not a curated record